AUGAGUAUUGACUCAGCAACAACCUCCUCUCCGGUAGAUUCCACCAUUAGUCACUCAAUAGACUCUUCACAUCUUUUAUAUGUCCAUCCAUCUAAUAAUCCAGGAAGUCUACUUGUACCAGUAACCUUCAAUGGAACUGGUUAUGUGUCUUGGAAGAAAAAUGUUCUUAUUGCACUUUCUGCAAAGAACAAGACCGGGUUGAUCGAUGGAAGAAUCUCCCAGUCAUCACAUGAUUCCCCUCUAUAUGACCAGUGGGUGAGAUGCAACAACAUGGUGUUUGCAUGGUUAAGUAAUUCUUUGUCUAAAGAUAUUGCUGAUAGUGUCUUACAUUGUGACACUGCAAGAGAGAUUUGGAGAGACAUAGAGGAAAUGUAUGGGCAGUCUAAUGCUAGUAGGUACUAUCAGAUUCAAAGAGAGAUUGUUGCUGUCUCUCAAGGAUCUUCUGAUAUUGCUAGUUACUACACCAAGCUUAGGAAGCUGUGGGAUGAGUUAAAAACUGCCUCUUUUGGUCCAUCUUGCAUAUGUGGGGCUGAGCCAUAA
This is a messenger RNA of Nicotiana tabacum (common tobacco), 540 nucleotides long. RefSeq lists its product as uncharacterized. Lineage: Eukaryota; Viridiplantae; Streptophyta; Magnoliopsida; Solanales; Solanaceae. The record is from RefSeq and is a predicted model, not a curated record.